Ogataea philodendri is the source of this 954-nucleotide messenger RNA. RefSeq lists its product as uncharacterized. NCBI's taxonomy places the organism in Eukaryota, Fungi, Ascomycota, Pichiomycetes, Pichiales, Pichiaceae. The transcript has 3 exons. Bases 1 to 954 code for a protein of 317 amino acids. The record is from RefSeq and is a predicted model, not a curated record.
AUGUCCACGGUAGACAGUUUUUCCGUAGUCAAUGGCUGGUCGUACCCCAGCACAGCAUUCAUCGAAUGGAUAUUGCUCCAAAGAAGCUCCUCCUCCGGUAGAGACGUGGGAAAGCUUGUCUGCUCCGCCGAACUUCUUGGCAACGGUGGCAGUGUCACCACCACCAAUGAUGACGGUGUUGCCGGCUUGUGCGCUCUUAACACAGGCUUCAAGCAUACCCUUGGUACCCUUGGAGAAAGCCUCAAACUCAAACACACCAGGAGGUCCGUUCCAGACGAUGGUCUUGGCCUUGGCAAUGGCGUCGGCGUACAACUUGGCGGACUUCUCGCCGUUGUCCAGACCUUGCAAGUCGUCGGCGAUUCCUUCCUCCAAAGUGGCGUAACCGACCUUGGCAUCUGGCGAGAAGUCGUCAGCAGUGACGAAAUCAACAGGCAAAAUGAUCUCGACGUUGUUCUUCUUAGCCUUCUCAACCAACUUUGGAACGAUCUCAGCACCCUCCUUGUCAAACAACGACUUACCAAUGUUCAUUUUGUUGAUGAUCUUGUUGAAGGUGAAGGCCAUACCACCACCAAUGAUCAAGAUAUCGACCUUCUCAAGCAGGUUGUCAAUCAAUUGGAUCUUGUCAGACACCUUGGCACCUCCCAAGAUAGCCAGGAAUGGUCUGACUGGGUUCUCCAAAGCCUUGGAGAAGCCUUGACCUUGCCCUCGGAAGUCUUCUUAGAACCUUCCUCCUCGAUGUGGAAUCUCAAGUUCUCCAAAAGGAACACCUCUCCGUCAGAAGCACCGUUGACAGCAGACUCCACUUCUGGCCCAACAGAGUCCUUCAAGAAAUUCACCUUUUGGCCCAAAAGGGACUCCAAUUCGGUGGCAACAGGCUUCAAGGUAUAUUUGAGGUUGACUUCUCCGUUUGGUCUGCCCAAAUGCGAAGCAAGAACAACCGCCUUUGGCUUGUGA